AUGGCAUCGCCUGCAACUACAUUAGCACCACCGUCGUCACCACCCCCUCCUUCCACACCCACGAAUUCGGAGUUGGAGAGGGAGACCUCUGUGCCUCCACUGGCACCUUCUCUACACGCAUUCUCUUGCACUGUUGAAUGUGCACUCCCAGCCUGCGAUCCUCCCGACGAUUGCUCCAUGCUGGUAGCCGCCCUCAGCGCACUCGCUGACAGUCCACUGACAGAAGCACUGUGUCUGCGCCACGAGGUCGCAACACCACUCCUCAGCAGUGAUCCACACGACUUCCUACCACACGGCCUUACCUUCACUCCUCCCAACCGCACGGUGCUUUGGUCAGACCCGAGGGGUUGCAAGGCCACUGAGGAUGCACUGCCCACACCUGUAUUUGGCCACUCCACAUCACUGCCAGUUGUCGUUUCUCCACACUUCGAAGCGUCUGCAAUACCAUUCCUCAGUGACUUUGCUUGCUGUGCUGCACAAGACGCCACGCGUCGUGACACCUUAGCUCCCACU
This is a messenger RNA of Hydatigera taeniaeformis, 513 nucleotides long. The record is from the annotation of a GenBank genome assembly. NCBI's taxonomy places the organism in Eukaryota, Metazoa, Platyhelminthes, Cestoda, Cyclophyllidea, Taeniidae.